Messenger RNA from Symbiodinium pilosum, 5599 nucleotides. The record is from the annotation of a GenBank genome assembly. NCBI's taxonomy places the organism in Eukaryota, Dinophyceae, Suessiales, Symbiodiniaceae.
AUGACGGUAAAACCUCAUCUCUUGAAGAGGAACCAGAUGCACAUGACAGGAGACAAGACUCCAAAGCUCCCAGAGCCCGAAGAUCUGCAAGUGCUUCGCAGCCGCAUCACGGAGCCCGUGGAGACGAACAUCGUCUACGAGGCCAUCCACUCCGUGGGCCUGUACCUGGGCCCCAUGUUUCAAGUUGCCCGGAAAUUGUGGCGACGCGAUACGGAGACGGAGUCCGAGGUUCUAGGGUAUCUACAACUGGACCCACAUGUCAAGAAUGUGGGCUACGUCAUGCACCCUGCCUUGCUGGAUGGUACUAUUCAUAUUCUAGCAACUGCAUCUAUUGGGAAGAAUGUGAGUGGCUUGAAGAUCUUUGGUGGUGUUGGCAAAGUGGCAGUUGCGCGCCAGGAGAAUUUUUCCAGGCUCUCAGGCUACUGGGUUCAUUUGCGGAUCACGGAAUCCUUGGAGGCAUCCCAGACCUUCAAUGUGUCUGUCAUUGGCGAUGACAAUUCGCUGCUCAUGUACAUGGAGGACGUGGUUUUCCGGGCUGUGAAGCCCGAACAGAUUCAGAUGGCCAUCGCCAUGCAGGGGACCAAAGAAGACCAGAAGAUCUACGAUGUGGACUGGUCAGAAUGGUCACCGUCCCCGAGCGAGGCAAGCGAUGACAAAGAGCCCGUGAAACUCCUCGCUGCUGCUGACACCUCGGACCUGCUGAGUGCCCUGAGCAAACUGAAGCCUGAGUCCUCGUUGACUUUCGAAAACCUGUCCAAGACAGACCUCUUUGAAUUCACCCGAAUAUUGCUUGCCUUUGGAGGCACCGCCCGAAGCUCUGUGCUCGAAGGGUUGCUGGCGGUCCUGCACGUGCUUCAGACUUUGGUCAAGGGAGGUAAGCCAAAGGUGGCCGAGCUCUGGCUGGCAACCUUUUGCACUCAGCCGGCUGAAGCUGGGGACGUUUCCUCCGUGCCUCUGCAUGCGGCUGUCUGGGGACUAGCCCGGGCAGCCCGUAACGAGCUCCCCAACCUCCGAAUCUUCUCCCUGGAUUUGCAGAAGGAUCUCCCCGAUGUGCUGCCCCCACUAAACUCAGGCCCCGAGCUGGAGGUGGCAGUACGGUCACGGUCUUUGUUGGUGCCACGGCUGCAGGAGGCCACCUUGGAGACGCAAGAAGCGAGCGUAGCGAGCAGUCUUCCAAAGAAUCCUGGCAGCUGCGUGAUCACCGGAGGCUUGGGAGCUCUGGGCUUGUGCUUUGCCAGUUGGCUGCUGGACCAAAAAGCAGAGGUGGUCUUGGUGUCAAGGAGUGGGAAGCCAGCCGAGGACUGCCAGGUAGCCUUCCGACGUCUGGCAUCCAAGGUCGCAGUGCAUCGCGCAGACAUCACUUCAGCGGAUGAUGCGCAGCGCCUGGUAAAGACGCUUGCAGCGCAGGCGCCUCUCCGGGGCGUCCUUCAUGCCGCAGGGCUCUUGGAGGACCACAUGAUCAUGGACCUGAACAGGACGCACUUUGAGAGAGUUCUGGCUCCGAAGGUCGACGGGACACUGAACCUCAGCGAGGCUCUAGAUGCACAUGGCCAGUCCGACCUGGAGUUCUUCGCGCUCUUCUCCUCCGUAGCUGCGCUGUUGGGCACCCCAGCCCAGGGCAACUACUGUGCCGGCAAUGCCUUCAUGGAUUCCUUCGCGGCUCACUGCCGGCAGAAGGGCCGCAAGGCUGUGAGUGUUCAAUGGGGUCCUUGGGCAGAGGUGGGUAUGGCGGCACGUGCCAAGACCUCGGAGUCCAGCAUUGCACAGCUGAAGCCGUCCAAGGGCCUGGAGGCCAUGGGAGCGAUCUUGGCGGCCCAAAGCAGUUUGAGGACUCCCAUCCUGGCCGUAGCCAGAAUCCAGUGGUCGAAUCUCUUAGCACAGCUGCCUCGCGUGCCAAGCUUCCUUAGCAAGUUCAGUGUCACCAAGACCAGCACUAGAGAGGCGAGUGCCUACAGCAUGGAGGAUGUGAGGUCUUUGGUAGUCGACUCGUUGGCAGAUGCCUUGGGCACAGACGACUUCGAUGUGAACACGCCGCUCAUGGAGCUGGGCCUCGACUCCUUGGCAGGCGUGGAGUUCCGCAACCGCCUCCAGGCUUCCGUGGACGGCAUCAACCUCACGCCAACAUUGAUGUUCGACUACCCCACAGUCCCAGAUCUGGUGGAGUACAUCUGGUCUCAGGCGAAUCUCAUAGUGGGUCCUGCGGAGGAGGAAGAUCUGCCGGCGAUUCAGGUGGAUUCUGGCGGAACCUCCUCGCUGGCGUGGAUACAACUGCCGACCUACCACCUGAACGCCCUGGCCUUGAAAGCUUUUCCUGGAGAAGGGCUUGGGCAUUUCAUUCCCGGCAUCGAGCAGUUCGAUGGAGAGUUCUUCGGCCUCAGCGAGAUGGAACAGCGUGGCAUGGCACCGGAUCCGCACCAGUGGCUCACACUGGAGAUCACCUACGACAGCAUGUUCUCUGCAGGCCUGACAAAGGAGACGAUGAAUGGCCUGGACUGCGGCGUUUACGUUGGCUGCGCCACGCUCGGCGGAAUCGAGCCGGACAUUCCCGCUUUUGGGCCCUUCACGAACAUCGGCUAUGCCUACUCUGGACUGUCCGGCCGCGUGUCCCACACGUUGUCCCUCCGUGGCCCCUGCUUCACUGUCGACACGGCCCUGCGGCUCGGGCGCUGCCGCUUGGCAGCCGCCAGCGGUGUGAACCUGCAGCUGUCGGCUGCAAUUUGGGCCUGCUCUGUGUACGUGGCUCCGGCAGCUGCUGCGCCAGUUGCGCUGCUGGGCGGUGUGGCCAGCGCCUUGCAGCCAUGGCGUGUGAUCCGGGCUGCACUGGCGGAGCGCGCUACACGACCGGAGGUGGAGAACAGAUCUGCAGCGCUGGGCUGCUUGGAGUGCCACGGCACGGGCACUGCGCUGGGAGAUCCCAUUGAGGUCCUUAUGUUGCAGAAGGCCCAGGUGGUCCCCUUGCUCUGGCUGAAGCAGCAGUGGCCCAAGCAUGUGAGCACGAUGUUGACCAAGGCUUACAAAGUUUGGCUUAAAGAGUACUCACAAGGCAACAGCGACGUUACAAUGGCACCUGCAAGUCAGCUCAACUCCAAACUUGCCACAGACAAAGACAUCUGCUUCGAAGAGGUGUGGGUGCCGGCGCAUGCUGAUCACCUGGAAUGGACAGGCCGAGUUGCUGUCAUGGUGCCUGGGCAGCCACUGGUGAACCUGCUGAACUUCCUCCAAGCCCUCCAGCUUGCAUCGGCCGACUCGGCCGUCGUCAUCACGGUGAAGGCACGGCUGGAGCUGCGGGCGGAGAUCCGGCUCUUGGAGUGCGAGGACACGGCGCCGCGGCUCCAGCGCUGCAGCGCCGGGGUCCCUGCGACGCUGCAGACCCGGGACGUCCUGCAAGGCCGCCUCGGCCCGGCGCUGGUCACCGGUGGCCUGGGAGGCACUGCAGAAGUACGCUUGGGGCUCGUCUUGGCUUCCCGCAGUGGCGCGGCCAGUGGCGCCUCACAGGGAGCCGUGGAAAUCCAGAAGUGCGACGUGAGCUCUGCGGAGCAAGUUGUGGCCCUGUCUCAGAGGCCUGGCCUUUGCAUUGACUUGGGAGAGAAGGCUGGCGUUCUGGACCGGUGUGCGCUCAAAGACCUCACGUCCUCCAGGUCGGAUGCUCUUUGCGACGGAGAGUUGGCUUGGCACCUGCAUCCACUGGGCGACCGCCUCGUCCUCUUCUCCUCGGUCUCCUCCUUUUUGGGGCUUUCCAAUGGCGCUGCCUACGCCGCGGCAAACUCCUACCUCGAUGCACUUGCUGUCUGGCGGCAGCAGACGCAGCUUCUGCCUGAGAGCGCCUCAAGCGUCAGCGUGCGCUUCGGGCCCGUGGCCGACGUUGGCAUGGCCGCGGAGAGCAACUCGAAUCUGGAGGGCAUGGCGCUGCGAACGCUGCCGCUGACGCAGGUGACUGGUGCGUUGCGGCUGCUGUUGGCACCAAAGCCUCUGAGCCUCACAGGCCUCACCCUGGCCAGGGCCGAUUGGUCCGCCUAUUUCCGGCAGUCGGCGGGCUUGGCCCCGAUGCUCAAGGACUUCCGCGAGGAGCGCGAAGAGGCGGCCACAAGGAAGGUUGAAGAGCGGUCGCCCCUGGCAGACCUGUCGGGCCCAGAGCGGGAGGUGAAGGUGUUGGCGGCCAUCCAAGAAGCCGCCGGCUCCAUGCAUCUGGAAAUUGAGGCAGACACACCCCUCAUGGAGGCAGGCAUUGAUUCCCUCUCGGCUGUGGAGUUCCGCGGAAAGAUCUCCAGCGAGUUCAGGUCCGUGCGGCUCCCCAGCACACUGAUGUUUGACCACCCGACCUUGAAAGCCAUCUCACAGCACAUUUCCGCGGAGCUGGUGGGCAAGGGGAUGACUGCGGCACCCUUGGCAAAUGGUGUGGCUCCCCUCCCAUCCCAGAAGGAUGCCGUUGAAGUGCUGGGUGCAGCCUGCACGCUGCCAGCUGGCAAGCUUCAGGGACUGCCCUGCAGUCUUUGGCAUGGCACUGACUGCGUGUCAGAGAUGCCUUACUCCCGCUGGGACGUUGAUGAGUAUUACGAUGCAGAGGCUCCCACUGGCUUGGAAAUGUACGUGCGGCACGCCGCUUUCAUCGAAGGUGUGGAGCUCUUCGCCGCGCAGUUCUUCAGCAUCAGCAGGGCUGAAGCAGAGGCCAUGGACCCACAGCAGCGGCACCUGCUGGAAGCCGCUGCGGAAGCCUUUGCAGACUCCAGCUACUCCAGGGCUCGCCUCAUGGGAUUGGGUGCGGGCGUGUUUGUGGGCCAGGAUAAGAGCGACUGGAACCGCAUGCUGUCCGCUGCCCACGCUGGUCCCUUCGCUGCCACUGGCGGCUCUGCCUCGAUCUCCUCGAACCGGAUUUCAUACAGUUUGGGCUUGAAGGGGCCGAGUGCCACGGUGGACACCGCGUGCUCUUCAUCCCUGGUCGCCGCCGAUACUGCCGCAGCCACUUUACGCAGAGGUCGAUGCGAGCUGGCCGUCAUCUGUGGGGUGAACAUGCUGCUCCUGCCGCAGACCUUUAUUGCUUGCUGCCAGGCUCGCAUGCUCUCGGCCGAUGGCCGCUGUCACACCUUUGAUGCCUCAGCCAGCGGUUACACUCGUGGUGAGGGCUGCGGCGCUCAAGUGCUGGCAAACAAAGCUGCAGCCAAUGCUGCGCCGCUGGCGCUGCUUGUUGGCAGUGCUCUAAACCAGGACGGCCGCAGCGCAAAUCUGACCUCCCCGAACGGGCCCUCGCAAACGGCAGUGAUCCAGACAGCCUUGCUGGAAGCCACGCUUUCACCCGAGCAGCUGGGUCAAGUAGAGACCCAUGGCACCGGCACAGAGUUGGGGGAUCCCAUCGAGACAGGGGCACUGCAAGCCGCCCUGGGCUGCUCGCGAGUGCUUCUGCUGGGGGCCAUCAAAUCCAAUUUGGGCCAUCUGGAAGGCGGAGCUGGCAUGGCCGGGCUCCUGAAAUUGGAUGCAAAGGACUUCGCAGCCCUCUUCGCCAGCAGCUCCCCGGUGCAGGCAGGCAGCAGCAAGUCUCUGUUCCUCCGUGAGCUCCUUUGGUUUCGGUGGUACAAACGGCCACGUGGUGCUGAGGCCCCAGGAG